Messenger RNA from Aphanomyces invadans, 5786 nucleotides. RefSeq lists its product as hypothetical. The record is from RefSeq and is a predicted model, not a curated record. Bases 1 to 4836 code for a protein of 1611 amino acids. Gene Ontology annotation, molecular function: zinc ion binding; protein binding; calcium ion binding. NCBI's taxonomy places the organism in Eukaryota, Oomycota, Saprolegniomycetes, Saprolegniales, Verrucalvaceae. The transcript has 25 exons.
AUGGACGACGCCGACAAUGCCGACGAAGCCGUCCUCACGACCACAAAAAGACCAGCAGUUCCGAGGCCUAUUCCACAAGGGUAUGAUCAAGAUGGGAACCGGGUCAUCCCACCGCAAUUGCAGGCAGAGUUCACAACGAAUGAAGGCGACGAGCUUAUCGCGCUGUUUGAGAGCGCGGACGAAGACAAAAGCGGAUCGGUCGACGAGCAAGAGUUUCGCAAGUUGCUCGUGAGAAUGGAUAUUUGCAUAUCCGACGAAGAAGUCGACAAACUCGUCGUCGAAGUCGACACCAACAACAACGGGCUCAUUGAAUGGGACGAGUUUGUGAUGAUGGUCUCCAAGGCCAAGCGCGGCGACGUCCGGUUCAAUAAACUGCAUGCCAUGACGGAAUCACUGAAUACGACGCCCGUGGCAAUGCUCGAGUCCGAAGCCGGCAAGUUCGGGCUUGAUGUGGUGUUCCGCCUAUUGGAAGAACGCAAAGCGACUAGCUAUAACCCCAAGACGUACGUGGUCGAGGUGACGAUCACGACGACAAGCCCUGCCGACGGCUCGACGGAGAGGCAGUCCUACCAAGCCAUUGGAUUCUCAUCCCGGGAAGCGAAAUUCAAAGCGGCGGAGCUUGCACUCGUCAAAAUGCGCAAGAUGAAGCCCGGCUUCGAGUUUCCCGCCGGAGUGGUUCCACCCACAUGGGACGAUUGGGCGUUUAAUAACUUGAACAAAGGAGUUGCGUCGCUGAAGGUCCUGAAAACGCUGGUCGAGAAAGGCUUCACGCCGGCCGACAACCUCGUGUUCAUGAAGCGGUUUUCUCUCCACGUGUCGUAUUUGCACGUAAAACACCAGAACCUCGACACGGCGCUCGUCUUUCCAAACUCCACGUCGCUCACGACGCCGUGGUGCCGAUGGGUCGACGAGCAAGUAGCUAGGGGCAUGGAUGGUGCCCUCGUCCUGCAACAGCUGUGCCACGGCGGCUACGACUCGACCAAGGACCCGCACUUCGUACAGCAGCUCUUGCAAGGCAAGAAAAACGGGGCUGUCCCGCCAGUGUACGACUUUUGGCAAUGUGUGCAGACGGGCAACUUGCACGAAACUAAGCUCUUUGUGUGCGCCGGCCAAAAUGUGAACGAGGCCAAGCUCGACCGGCAUGCCAAGACUUUGUACACGCCGCUGCAGCUGGCCGCCAAACUCGGGUACUUGAACAUGGUCGAGUACUUUUUGCAGCACGGAGCAGAGGUAGCCGCCAAAAACAGCUUUCGACGAACGGCGCUCAUGUUUGCAGCGCGCCAUGGUCACCCCGCGGUCAUCAAGCUGCUGCUGCGCCACGGCGCAUCCAUCUUGGAUCGAGAUAAUCUGGAAAACACCCCGUUGCACAUGGCGGCCAUGGCAGGCUGUACGCGGUCGUGCUUGGAGCUCCUCACAUUUGAUGAGGAAUACGUACGGUCGUGCAUCAUCAACACCAACAAGAGCCUCAACUUUCUCGACGAAACGAGAAGUUUCCGAGGCAUUGUCCGGGCGCUAUUUGCCGACAUGAUGCAGGCCAAACUUGCGCGGAACGCACGGCCGACAUUUGCCCUCGCGUGGUUGCAUGAAGCCGUCGACUUGGCCUACGCUAAAAUCAUUGCCCCCAACCACGAGGCCGCCGGCCAAGUCCAACGCCCAUCGGGGCACGUCAUCACUCGCAUCAUACAUCGACUCCAGUACCUACAACACGACAUCCCUGACACGGGCGAUGAAGUCGAAGUGCUUCAGAUGGAAAAAGAUAGCCAGCUCUGCAUCCUGAACGCAGACCAUUUGCAGGUGUAUGUCGAGCACUGCUUUCUUGAAGCGUACAAGAAUGCCCCGAAUCGACAAGGCCGGACGCCCCUCCACUUGGCUUGCGACGAGAAUCUCGUGUGCACGCAUGAGGGAGCUCUUCGUGUCCUGCUCGAUUCGUUUGGCUGUGAUCCACAUAUCAAGGAUCAUAUGGGUCGAACGCCGCUCGAUUUGCUUUUACAGCGAAAGCACCGCCCCGGGAGCCCCAAGGAGAACCGCGAGCUUGAAGUGACGCUACAGAGAGCUCGCCAUCGCCGCCGGAUGAACCAUGCAGCCCGACGGCAACUGGAACAGGAUGCCGUGAAACGCGGAGCAUUCGAAGAGAAUUUGCUGCAGCAACUGCCCCGACAACCCGAAACGAACGACAUCGACUUGAAGCAUGCCAUGGAGACAGCGACAGUCGUGGCAACGAUCGCUGGCUGGCGGGAAUACAAAGAUGCACAGAGCCUCAACCACUUUUACGAGAACGUCAACACGGGCCAGCUGCAGCUGCGUAUCCCAGACGACGUCCGCGCCGCGUUAGCCGUGCGGAUGCAGUGGUUUUUCCGAAAGCAGUCGGCGCGGCUGUUGGAGAAGCGAGGGAGCUGGACCAUGCACAAGCACGCCGAGAAGCAGCGUGUGUUCUUUUACAACACGGAAACGGGGCAAUACCAAUGGACAAAACCGACCGUCGUCGACGGAUGGGCCAACAUUCCACCCAACAUCAAGCGCACGCUCGACGCGGUGGCGACGCCCGACUCGGACGACGAAGACAGCGACGAUAGCGAGCAAGGCGAGCAUCGCGAAGGCAUCGACCAAGUGUCACAGAAGCUGCUCCGGGUGUUUGGUCCCUGGGAAGAGCACCAAGACGCUGUCACGGGUGGCCGUGUGUACUACAACACAGACACGCGCCAGCUCACUCGGGACAAGCCCGACGCCGUCCUCAACGACGAGCUCAAGCGGCAAGCGUAUGCGCUCCUCACCAAGACCGCCGAGUUCAAAGAUCGCAUUGGCAUGUGGGACAAGUAUUUCGACGUGCGCACGGAGCACUACUUUGUGUACAAUCGCGCGACGGGGGAAGGGCGCCAUGAGACAGAGUACGUCGAGGGCGACCUCCGGCAGGAAGCGAUCAAAGCGUCGGCGCAGGACGCAACGGUGCAGUUGGUGCGUCGGCUCACGGACGAAGAGUUGUCGAAACAACGAGACAAUGAGCACUGGAUGAACAUCUUGCAGCGCGCUCGCCGCCGGGAUACACUGACGACUCUUGUAAAGAAGGAGGUCGUGGACGAUGCCACCCGCCGACUGAACCAACUCAACGACGCCAUCCUGCGCAAGAUUCACGCUGAUUUUGCCACGGCAACGAUGGGGUACCGCGAUGCCCGCGUUGCGACGGAGCAGCGAGCGUUGAUGAAGGCGCGGGCCCUGGGGCUCUUUGUAUCGGAGAAAAUCGUGAUGGCGCCGUCGCGUGCGUCCACAGAGGCCAUGGAAUUCACCGAGUGGCUUCAACGGGAAGAAGCGGAAAGCCACGCCGUCGAAGACACGGAUGCGAAUCCAAGCGAGAGCGCCCGCCGUCGUAUCGUUCGCCUUGUCGAAGAUGCUGCGUGGAGGAUGGACAGUCACUACGCAUUGUGUUUCUGGGGCUGUCGGCUCUGGAGUCUCGUGGGAAUGCAAAAGGCCGACCACGAACACGACGAAUGCAAACGACGCGUCAUGGUGUGUCGGUUGGGCUGUCCUGUCAUGCACGAAGCAUUUCAAUGGCAGCAGUGCCAUGGCCGCGACCAAAGUGAGUUGGAGUGGCAUGAAGUGUACGAGUGCAGCUCGAGGCUGAUCAAGUGCCCGCGGGACUGCGGCGUGUGGGUGUCGAACGAUGCGCUCCAACACCACACCGAUUUCACAUGCGUCAAGCGACCCGUGCCCGACUUGGCAUGCCGCGUCGGGUGCGGCAAGGUUUUUGCAGGCGCAAACAAUCGCAUUCUCGAGCUCGAACAAGAGCGAAAGUGGCACGAGAUGGAGGCAUGCCCGAAUCGAAUUGUCUCGUGUGCAUGGCCAGGGUGCGACGUCCACAUGAUGGCCAAGGAUCGUAAACUGCACCGUGCCGCCCAUCUCUGCGCGUCGGGCAUCACAACGUUCAAAACGAGUGGGUCGUUCGAGUUUGUCGUGCCCAAAGAUUGCAAACACAUCAAGAUUCAAGCGUGGGGGGGUGGAGGCGGCAGCGGAGUCUUGCAUGGUUACAAGUUUGGCCAUGGCGGCGGCGGCGCCUUCGUCGAAGCCAUAUCCCCCGUGCAUCCUGGCGAGACGCUGCUAAUUGUCGUGGGGGAAGGCGGGCGCGGCGGCGUGUUUGGUCACAUCCACCCCAGUCACACGCCCGACGGGCUCCCCCUCGUGUCCCAGGUUGGGCAAGCUGUUGGUGGUCUUCCCGGAGGGGGGUCGGGUCACAGCAGCAACAAUGGAUGGGCAUGUGGAGGCGGCGGGGGCUACACGAGCAUUUGUCGAAAGGGUCCGUUUGGAAUCAUCACGCUUGUGUUGGUCGGUGGAGGUGGGGGCGGCGGCUGCCGCGACGGCCUUGGCGCUGGCGACGACAAGCCUCUUGACCCUGCAGUCAAAGUCGACAUGCGCAAUGGAGGCAUGGGAAGCCCACUUCAAGGCGGGGCUCCAGGUCAAGUGAGCACCCCAACCCCGGCGUUUGGCGCGACAGGCGGUCAACAAUACCAAGGUGGCAGUGGCGCUGAAUUCGGAGGGGGUGGUGGCGGUGGCUAUUUUGGAGGCGGCGGGGGCGGGUACUCCCCAGGUAUUGUCGGGGGCGGUGGGGGCGGUUCAAGCUUUGUCGACCGCACAUUGUUGGAGAAUGCCGUGAUGGAGAAAGCCAGCAAGCGUGUGCCGGGGGGGCUGGAUCGUCAUCCCCCGGCUGCAACCAACGACGAAGGCGGGGGCGUUUGUGGGGAAGGUGGCUUCGGUUCGAUCCGAGGCAUUUGUCCAGGCAACGACGGGUGCGUGCGUGUGGCGCUCCCCGUGCAGGAGAACGUCAAGUCGGAAAUGAAACACACUUAAAUUAAGACCUGCCAUUCUUCUUGGGGUCCGGCCGCGACGGCGGGCCGUCCGCUUUCCACCACGGCCGUGUGUGGCCCCAUUCGCGGUUUCGCGCCGACGCCCUCAUGCUCGCAUGGAGGCGCGUGCGUGUUUGAAGCGUCAGGUGGUCGCAUGUGGGCUUGGCCAUAAACUUGCUGCCAAGCGAAUGCGGCAUCUCGAAGCCACAGCUCUCAAGGAACAAAGUGAGCUUUGCAACCCGUUCGACGAGGGCCGGGUCCAUCGCAAGGGCCUCGGGCUGUAUGGCAAACUCGAGGCGGGCACGCAGCUCCUUCACAACCUUCUUUUCAAACUUGUGUCGGGCAAUGUCUUGAACGAUGAGCGAGCCCACGCGACUGUCCUGGAGAGCCUGGCACGCGUCCAUGGCGAGGCAAAACACUUGGCCGUUUGGUUCGAUGAAGCGCUGGCGCAUUUUCUCAAAGAUCUUGAGGACGUGGACGUAGGCGCCGCCGUCCAUGCACAAAAACAUGCCGAGGCCGUAUUGCUGGACGUCAAAGGGCUGCGUGCUUUCCAUGAGCAUGUCGAGAAUGCCAUCGUACUGUUUGGUGUUGCCCAUCAUGGUAAUGAUAGAGUCGACGACGCCGGUCGAUUUGUUCAGGAAUGAUCGCUUCGAGUUGAAUGCUUCGAGGAGCUUCGACCCCGCCUCGAACUCACAACCGAGGCUCAAGCUGUCCAGCAGCUGCUCAAACACCGUCGGGUGAAUUUGGUAGUCGUUCUGGAGCAUGUACAUCACAACGUCGGCGGCCAGGGUAGUUGCUCCGCGCGACAUGAGCCACUUGAGGCCGUUCGUCUGCAUCGACGGUGACAACUGACAUACACGGCGUUCGAGGUAGUUGCCUACAACCAAAAUGAGCCCAUGGUCGAGCGACAGACGCCAUGGACCAGACACUCUUGUUACCUUGGCUCUUCAUCAA